CAGGGCAUGUGGUAAUUAAAACCACGUGUAAGUAUCUGUCAAGUUUAUCCUCAGUGACCUCUUACUUUAGCGAAAUUAUUAAGCAAAAAAUUGCAAAUAAGAAAAAAAAUGAAAACAGAAAAGGAUAAACAGGAAAUUUUGCCGACCACUAACGAAGGCACACAAAAUAGUGAUAAACCCAUUGAAUAUUUUAAUGGGGUAGAAAUUUCUAAACUAAGUAAAAAACAAAAGAAAAAAUACCUUAGGACGGUAAAAUGGAAUGCAAUAAAAAAAGAAAAGCGUGCAAAAGAGAGAUUGAAAUUAAAAGAAAAACGAAUACAUGCUAAAAUACAUAAUAUAGAUUUAGGCCCUAGUCGCAAACAAUUAAAACGAGUUAAAAUGGCCAAUAGUCCUUGUAAGAUUAGCGUUUGUAUAGAUUUGAGUUUUGACGAUCUUAUGAUCGACAAAGAUAUGGCGAAAACUAUAAAACAAGUAUUACGAGUAUACACAAUGAAUCGAAGAGCCAAAUCGCCAUUACAACUUCAUUUAAGUAGUUUUAAUGGUAGAAGUGAGAAAGAGUUUGCACGACAUCAUGGAUUUGAACAUUGGGACAUUAACUUCCACAUCGAAGACUAUAUAAAUAUAUUUCCUAAAGAAAAAAUCUUAUAUCUAACUAGUGAAAGUGAUAACACCAUUAUGUCUUUAGAUGAAGACAAAGUUUAUAUAAUUGGAGGUCUGGUGGAUCACAAUUCACAAAAGGGGAUUUGCUAUAAUAAAGCCAUUGAACAAGGUAUAGCACACGCGAAAUUACCAAUUGAAGAAUUUUUUUGGAUGAAACAUAGAAAAGUAUUAACAAUUAACCAUGUUUACGAAAUUCUUCUGUAUGUAAGUGAAGGAUGCAGUUUCAAAGAAGCAAUUGAUAAAGUCCUUCCUAAAAGAAUUGAGAAAAUACCAACUGAUGCUAAGGACAUAGAAAACCAUGAUAUAAAUGUAGAGAGUGAUAACAGUUAAUAUAAUUAUACUAUUUAAUUUAUUAAUAUAUUUUGAUUAAAUUUGGGGCUAUAUAAAAGAUCAGAAAAUAUAUUUAAAAAAAAAUGGAUGCGACACUUGAAAUAAAUAUAUCAAGACAAGAAUUUUUUGAAAAUUCAAAGUGAAGAAAUGCAAAAACAUGUCAAUACGAAUUUUAAAGAAAAAUAAAGCUAUUUUCACUAAUGCA
Molecule: messenger RNA, 1195 nt
Organism: Diorhabda sublineata
Lineage: Eukaryota; Metazoa; Arthropoda; Insecta; Coleoptera; Chrysomelidae
Product: tRNA methyltransferase 10 homolog A
Exons: 3
Coding region: 109-990 (293 amino acids)
Biological process (GO): tRNA N1-guanine methylation
Cellular component (GO): nucleoplasm; nucleus
Molecular function (GO): tRNA binding
Source: RefSeq, a predicted model, not a curated record